AUGGGCGGAGGCCCAAGAACCUACCCAGGAGGAGUCUCCAAGUGGCAAUGGAAACGAAUGCAAAAAAAUAAAGCUAAACAACUCCUAAAAGCCAGGCUUUGCCGGGAGAGACAAAUUUACGAAAUGAGAAAAAGGGCAGAGCUCAAAGCUGCUGUUUCUGAAUUAGAGCGUCCUUGGGAGGUUGUUGACAAAGCACCCAAGUUGUUUUCUGUCGGUGCUGAUGAACAAGUUAAGGUUUUGGCUGACCGCUUUCAGAAACCAGGUGGGUUUGAUUUGUGGAGUGAAAGAGAUGGACCCCAAUUGUUUGAGACCCCGGAUGGGGUUCCUUCCGCCAGAUUUUUCCCUAAAGGUGUCGUUCAUAGUGUAAAACCUUAUGGUAAGGUUUCUGCUUCUGGGUUUGGUGAAUUGAGUGCUGGCACGCCGGAUUCCGAUACCGAAAGCGAAGCCGAAAAUGAAUAUCAGAUGAAUGAUGGAAUGUCCGUUAAUGAGAAAUUAGGUAGGGGUGAUUCUUUGGAUUUAUCAGAAAUUGAAGAUGGGUCAGUUUCAGAUAGCGAAUAUUGGGAGAAUUCUGAUGGGAAAUUGGGGAUGGAUAAGAGGACUGCAAAGAGAAUUAGUGGUAAAUACAGGAAGAAGGGGAGUAGGAGGAGAUUUGGGAGUGGUGUUAAUGCAUUUGAUUCAGGGCAAGCUGGUUUUGAGAAAGAGAAAAGGGUGGGGGGCACUACUAACAGUGGUGCUGGUCGUGAUAAUAGGAUUAAUAGGAGUAAAAGACAUGGUAGGAUUAGUAGGAAUAAAGUUUUGCAGAAUGGGAGAGAUUCCAAGUCUCAAGUUUAUGAUAUGAGUUUGCAACUGGAUGGGAGUUAUAGAUUCCAAGUCGAGAACGAGAAGUUUAGUUCUAAUUCUUGA
Molecule: messenger RNA, 903 nt
Organism: Dovyalis caffra
Lineage: Eukaryota; Viridiplantae; Streptophyta; Magnoliopsida; Malpighiales; Salicaceae
Source: the annotation of a GenBank genome assembly